CGGAGGAAUUUGAAUGUUGCACAAUUUGGCAGCCGUAUCGAUGGAGGAGCACGAAGUACAAGUGGGCACAGUUUUAUCAUAAAUAUCGCGUUUAAAUAACAAUUGCACUUAAAUAAAUUGUAUGCUUCACAUCGGCACAACACGAAACCAAUAUAUCAACUGUAACAGCGUUGGAGUUUGAGCCAUGACAGCGUUGUCGGAGGAGGUGCUGCUGGUGGUGAAGAAGGUCCGACAGAGGAAGCAGGAUGGAACCCUAUACCUGAUGGCAGAGAGGAUAGCCUGGGGACCAGAGGGGAAAGACCGUUUCACCGUCAGCCACCUGUAUGCUGAUAUACGUUGUCAGAAGAUCAGCCCAGAUGGCAAGGCCAAAAUUCAGCUGCAGUUGGUCCUACACACAGGGGAGAGCACCAACCUCCACUUUUCCAACGAGAGCACUGCCCUGAAAGACCGCGAUGCAGCCAAGGACCUCCUUCAGCAGCUGCUGCCCAAGUUCAAGAAGAGGGCGAACAAGGAACUGGAGGAGAAGAACAGAAUGUUACAGGAAGAUCCGGUGUUAUUCCAGCUGUACAAGGAUCUGGUGGUGUGUCAGGUGAUCAGCGCUGAGGAGUUCUGGGCCAAUCGGCUGAGCAUAAACAACGUGGACCACUCCCUCUCUAACAACAAGCAGGAAGUUGGCAUCUCGGCAGCCUUCCUGGCGGACAUCCGGCCCCAGACAGAUGGCUGCAACGGCCUGAGAUACAACCUUACCUCUGACAUCAUCGAGUCCAUCUUCAGAACGUACCCUGCAGUGAAACAGAAGUACGGUGAGAACGUUCCUCAUGACAUGACAGAGAAGGAGUUCUGGACGCGGUUCUUCCAGUCCCACUACUUCCACCGAGACCGCAUCAACACGGGCCUGCAGGACAUCUUCUCCGAGUGUGCAAAGCAGGACGAGAAGGGCCUGAAGUCCAUGGUGUUCCAAGGAGUGAAGAACCCAAUGGUGGAUCUGUUGUCACUGGAGGACAAGUCGUUAGAUGAGGGUUAUGGGUCUAACUCCACAGGGCCUUCUACGUCCAACACUAACAAGACAGUGAAGGAGAACAGUAACUCUGCCAUAAUCAAGAGGUUCAACCACCACAGUACCAUGGUGCUGGCAGCAGGCUCCGGAAAGAAAGCGGAUGCUCCUAACGGUCAGGCCUGUGAGACUAGCAGUACAGAUGGAAACUCUAGGGAUUCAGACUUAUUCCAACCACCCAUUAAGAAGGUGAAAAUACAAGAUGUCAUAGAGUAUGAGGACCUUCAUAGGGAGAAUGGGAAGAAGACAGUCGCUCUGAACCUCAAGAAGUCUGACAGGUACUCUCAUGGUCCCGUGCCUCUCCUGCCCCAACAGUACACCACCAGUCAAGACAUCGUCAACUCUGUCAACUGUAUAAAGCAUGAAAUAGCCAGCUACAGGCCCUGCCUUACUCAGGUGAUGUCCAGCAGCACAGCCAGUUCUGCCAUCGCUGCCCUCUCCCCAGGGGGCGUUCUCAUGCAGGCAUUAGCACAGCAAGCCAUUAACCAGAUGGUUCCCAACGACGUUCAGGAGGAGCUGAAGCAUCUGUACACGGCUGCUGGGGAGCUGCUGAGACACUUCUGGUCCUGUUUUCCUGUCAACACACCUUUCCUGGAAGAGAAGGUGGUAAAGAUGAGGUCCAACCUGGAGAGAUUCCAGAUGACCAAGCUCCGCCCCUUCCAGGAGAAAGUCCAGCGUCAAUACCUGAGUACUAACCUUACUGGUCACCUUGAGGACAUGUUUCAGAUGGCCUACAAUAAAUUCCACGCCUGGCAAACACGUCGGAUGAUGAGGAAAACCUGAGAGGGGAGAAACGCAUGGCUUUAUCAGAGAGAAUGGAAAGAAGAGCAAGAUGACAAAGAAUGAAUGAACGAGUACAAGAUGGAUGGACAGACCUUAUUCUACCUACCAGGCUGUUGUGACAGAGGAGAGACAGACGGCGUAGACGGCACCCCCAGGGGUGAGAUGAAGAUUCAGACGGGUGCUGCUGUUAGCCUGCUAACACCCCACAGGUCCAGCAGACAGACUGACACACUCACUGGGUCUCAAUCACAAAUUACUCUUAUUAGUUUCUUUGUUUCUUUGCGUUUUCCUCCGUGAAUGGGAUUCAUGGGAAGAUGUUGGGGUCAUGACUCUCCGCUAUAAGGUUUGAACAAACAUAGGCAAGCUUUUUUUUAUUUUAAAUUUGUAUAAAACGACCAAACUUCAGACAGGAAGUCAAAAAAGGAACUCAGGAACUGAACAGACUAUGUUAAAUAACAAUUCAUUUUUAUAAGCAAAAGGACUGUGUGAUGUGAAGCUUAACUUAAUGUGAGAUGCUCUCAGUACAGAGACUGAAAGAUGGAGAGCUCAGCACAGAUACCACGCCCUUUCUCCAGUCCUCCCAGGCCUUUUCCCGGGAGCUGAGAACCGGGCCCAGGGAACCUGUCUGUACAGUGGAGGCUGGCUGGCAGGCAGGCAACUGAAUAUAGCAAUACUGUAAAGACAUUUGUCUACCGUAUGGCUACGUCCCAUAGGGCACACCUAUUCCCUAGAUGGUGCACAGCAUUUGACAAGGGCCCUCGGAGCCCAAUUGGCCCUGGGUCAAAAGUAGUGCACUGUAUAGGGAAUAGGGUGCUAUUUGAGAUGGUGACUCUGCCCCCAAUCACACUUUAAAACUGCACUGGUAUGUAAUGUCUGUUCUGUUUCUAGCUGCACUGAAGACAAACUGUCUGGAUGUUACUCAAACAUUAAAGUGAAAUAUAUUAA
This is a messenger RNA of Salvelinus fontinalis (brook trout), 2782 nucleotides long. RefSeq names its product general transcription factor IIH, polypeptide 1 (gene gtf2h1). The coding region runs from base 185 to 1837 and encodes 550 amino acids. Lineage: Eukaryota; Metazoa; Chordata; Actinopteri; Salmoniformes; Salmonidae. The record is from RefSeq and is a predicted model, not a curated record. Gene Ontology annotation, cellular component: transcription factor TFIIH holo complex; transcription factor TFIIH core complex. The transcript is spliced from 15 exons. Gene Ontology annotation, biological process: transcription by RNA polymerase I; transcription by RNA polymerase II; nucleotide-excision repair.